CUGCAUAGCAGUUGCGAGAAUAGCCCGACUGGGGGAAUCCGACGGAGGCAUCGUCCGUGCGAUAAAGAACGGCAAGAAGUUGUGCAUUUAAAGACAGAAAGCUCGUGGCUCCCAGAUCCACGUGUAUUCGGACGAGGCGCGUGCUGCCAGCCACCCUGCCGCAGGUAUCAUCGAACUGCGUCACGACAAGAGCUGCACAUAGUCCUAUACCACCCUCGAUCCCGGUAUAUAUUCCAUUUCUAUCCUACCCGCUCGUCCCAUCUAGUCACCACCCCCUAUCGAUCCUUCACCAUGUCCCUCUUCGGCACCUCCCCGCCCGGCACCGACCGCGACCGCCCCAAAUCCUCCCUCUUUGCCGACGAUGACGACGCCUUCUUCACCCCCUCGAAAGGCUCAACAAGGGGCACCAACGGCACCGCCGCCGUCCCGUCUCCCGUGCGAAUGCCCUCGUCUAGCCUCUUCGCCGACGAUAGCAACGGGUUCGCCAAGCCCGAGAGUAACGGUGAUGAGCAUUCGCCGUGGGGGCUGCCGACGCCGAAGAAGGCCGGGCGGAGUGAGCUGGUUAGAAACCUCCUUAGGGAAUCGGAGGUUCCGGAGUCGUAUCGGGACGGUUGGGGACGGUUGGAUACGGAAGGAGGGGUUCCCAGCGUUACGAAGUUGAAAGAGUGGGUGUCACAGGCGGUGGGCGCGGCGAACGGGGAGAGGAUAUGGGAUAUAAUGGGCCUCACGGGUCGUGGAGAUGCGGCGUUGACGGCGAAUGAGUUUUGGGUAUUGUUAGCUCUGGUGGGAUUGGCGGAGGAAGGAGAUGAUGUCAGUCUGGACGGCGUGGACGAACGGAGAAGGAAUCUACCUCAACCACGACUCGAUGGUUUGCUCCCCGCGCCGAAGCCCGACAUGAGCAAACCACAAGUCACCGAGGGCGCGGACGAUGCGUUCUCGCACAGCCCAGAACGACCGCCGCGCGACGAUUCCCCCAUUAUGUCGACCCCCAUCCGCUCCCCAGCGACGCAACGACCCGCCUUUGCCCUCCCCGAAUCCGAUCCAUGGGGUAGCCCCGAACUGCAUCAGGGCCACCGACACCCCCCGAUUCCUACAACUGCCCAUCAGUCCAGCACGGGCACCUUGCCGGUACGGACGACCAGUAACUUCACCACCGCGUCCGGUUCGUUCGGUUCGUCGCCGCCCACCAGCCGCGCUACGGGCCAGGGCGCGUCAAGCGCCUCGUCGUGGGGGAACUAUAAUGGCGCCGCGAAUGAAGGUUUUGCGGCCUCGGGUCUCCCGGCCGGAUUUGGCAUCGCUGGAGGGAGUGGUGGCGGAGACGACGAUCACGGUGAGCUUGGUAGGUCGGGCUUCGGUCGUCCCCGGCCGUCGACGCAAGGUCCGGAGGAGGCGAUCAUGGUCACGUCGUUAUCGGAGAAGGAGGGGCCGUUCAUGUUCCAGCAUCGGAACUACCAGGUGACGAGUGCGCGGAGGAACAGCAAGGUCAUUCGCAGAUACAGUGACUUUGUUUGGUUGUUGGACUGCCUCCAGAAGCGGUAUCCGUUCCGGCAACUUCCUUUGCUACCCCCUAAACGAGUUGCAAUCAAUGGGAACUAUAUGACGUCCGAUGAUAGCUUUAUUGAGAAGAGGCGAAGAGGACUGCAGCGAUUCGCGAACGCUUUGGUCAGGCACCCUGUGCUAAAUCAAGAGCAGCUCGUCAUCAUGUUCUUAACGGUUCCUACGGAAUUGUCUGUGUGGCGCAAACAAGCAUCAAUCACAGUGGUCGAAGAGUUCACCGGGAAAGCGCUGCCUCCCGGUCUCGAAGACUCCUUGUCACCCAACCUCCAAGAAACCUUCGACACUGCUCGCUCCGGCGUUCGGCGCUCAACGGAUCUCUACGUCACCCUCUGCAGCCUUCUGGAGCGUUUGGCAAAACGCAACCAAGGAGUCGCCGCCGACUACAACCGAUUCGCCCGCGGACUCACCGCCCUAACCGAGGCGUCAGCCGAUACCUACACCGUCGACACCAACGACGUGCCCCUCCUGAACGACGGCCUCAACGCCGCAGCAAAGCACCUCUCCACGUCCCAGGCCCUCCUCGAAGACGAAGCCAAGGCGUGGGAGGAAGGCGCGCUUGAAGACCUCAAGCGCCACCGUGACGCCCUAGUUAGCCUGCGCGACCUGUUCGAUCGACGCGAUCGGUUGGACAAGGACAACAUCCCCCAGCUCGAGCGGCGGAUCGAGGCCAGCGAGGCGAAGUUGCAGACGAUCCGCGCGAAGCCUGCGGGGCAGGUGAAGCCGGGCGAGGCGGAGAAGGUCGAGGAUGCGAUCGUGAAGGACAAACAAUCCAUCGUCGCGCAGCAUGCGCGCGGCGUCUUCAUCAAGGAGUGCGUGCGGGACGAGUUGGUGUACUUCCAGCAGAGCCAGUACAACGUCAGUCGGCUGCACCAGGAUUGGAGCCAGGAGCGGGUGAAGUACGCGGAGUUGCAGGCAGACAAUUGGCGGGGCUUGAGCGAGGAGGUGGAAGGGAUGCCGUUGGGGGACUGAUGGCGCUUAGUUCAGUGUAGGCAUACCUUUUGUUUGCUGUAUCUAGCUGGAUUUGUGACAGGUUACGGGGCCUGGUCGGUACGUUGUUGUGCGGUGUUUUCGAUAGGGCUUUUUUGUACAUGUGUACAGGUGCAUCCGUUCAAGCGGAGGCGUGGCACAUAUUGGAACGGUUUUCUGAGAGCGUGCGAUACUCCUGUCUAGUUUGUCGUCAUUGGAAUAUUGAUGCUGUUCACUCUUUCGAAUGGUUCCGCCCCUCAGUGGUUGACCCUGCUGUGUAGAAAAAGUUGCUGCUCGUUCAUGAUCAGAGUGGAUCUGAAUCGAGGAUUAUAUGGUCCUAAAUGCUCGGUUCUUAGGAUAGGCUACCCA
Eremomyces bilateralis CBS 781.70 is the source of this 2892-nucleotide messenger RNA. Its product is annotated as sorting nexin-like protein mvp1. Gene Ontology annotation, biological process: protein targeting to vacuole; retrograde transport, endosome to Golgi. Bases 292 to 2526 code for a protein of 744 amino acids. Gene Ontology annotation, cellular component: endosome. The transcript has 5 exons. The record is from RefSeq and is a predicted model, not a curated record. Lineage: Eukaryota; Fungi; Ascomycota; Dothideomycetes; Eremomycetales; Eremomycetaceae. Gene Ontology annotation, molecular function: phosphatidylinositol-3-phosphate binding.